This is a messenger RNA of Lathyrus oleraceus (garden pea), 1346 nucleotides long. RefSeq names its product ribonucleoside-diphosphate reductase small chain. Lineage: Eukaryota; Viridiplantae; Streptophyta; Magnoliopsida; Fabales; Fabaceae. The coding region runs from base 177 to 1166 and encodes 329 amino acids. Gene Ontology annotation, biological process: deoxyribonucleotide biosynthetic process. Gene Ontology annotation, molecular function: oxidoreductase activity. The record is from RefSeq and is a predicted model, not a curated record. The transcript has a single exon.
UUUUUUUUUGCAAACAAACCCUCCAAAUUUUUUCAAAUUCCCCCGCUUCAAUUUUCACUCAAUCUUUAUUUAAACCCUUCGGUCUUUCACUCUUCAUCACUCAAAAACCCUAACCCUAAAACAAACCCUUUCCCACUUCUCAAAUAAUCACUUUUUUUCCAAACGCAAACCAAACAAUGCCUGCUUUUCCAGAAGAACCACUUCUCGCCCCUAACCCAGACCGUUUCUGCAUGUUCCCAAUCCAAUACCCUAAAGUCUGGGAAAUGUACAAAAAAGCCGAAGCUUCUUUCUGGACCGCAGAAGAAGUCGAUCUCUCACAAGAUAAUCAGCACUGGAUCUCCCUCACCGACGGAGAACGCCACUUUGUUUCGCAUGUUCUUGCCUUCUUUGCUGCCUCCGACGGUAUCGUCUUGGAGAAUCUUGCCGGAAGAUUCAUGAAAGAGGUUCAGAUCUCAGAGGCGCGUGCUUUCUACGGAUUCCAGAUUGCGAUUGAGAAUAUCCAUUCCGAGAUGUAUUCUCUCCUCCUCGAAGCGUAUAUCAAAGAUUCCGCUGAGAAGAAUCGUUUAUUUCACGCUAUAGAGACGAUUCCUUGUAUUGCCAAGAAAGCUGAAUGGGCGAUGAAGUGGAUCGAUUCGUCUGAUACUUUUGCUGAGAGAAUCGUUGCGUUUGCUUGUGUUGAAGGUAUAUUUUUCUCUGGUAGUUUCUGUGCGAUUUUCUGGCUUAAAAAGCGCGGUUUAAUGCCUGGAUUAACUUUUUCAAACGAGCUUAUUUCGCGUGACGAAGGUCUUCAUUGUGAUUUCGCUUGUUUGCUUUACUCACUUUUAAAGAAGAAACUCAGUGAAGAGCGCGUUCAGAAAAUAGUACGAGAUGCGGUUGAGAUCGAGAGGGAAUUUGUUUGCGACGCGCUUCCUUGCGCGUUAGUUGGUAUGAACGGUGAUUUGAUGAGUACGUAUAUCGAGUAUGUUGCUGACAGAUUGUUGGCUGAGCUUGGAUGUGGGAAGAUUUAUAAUGUUACGAAUCCUUUCGAUUGGAUGGAUCUGAUUUCGCUUCAAGGGAAAACCAACUUUUUUGAAAAGCGCGUUGGGGAGUAUCAGAAAGCUUCUGUUAUGAAUAGUUUGACUGCAAAUGGGACUGAUCAUGUGUUUAAGCUUGAUGAGGAUUUUUAGAUCCAGAAAUUAGGGUUAUCUACUAAUAUUUAUAUUUAAUUUUUAAUAAUUGUUUGUGUCAUGUGUCUCCCAUCAUUUUAUGGUUGAGUUUUUAAGGCGUUUUCUUAGCUUUAUGGUAUUGUUUCACUUUCAUGUAAAAAGCUGUUUACAAAUUUAAUGAAUGUACUGUUUCUUUCUUAA